Paramuricea clavata is the source of this 3176-nucleotide messenger RNA. The record is from the annotation of a GenBank genome assembly. NCBI's taxonomy places the organism in Eukaryota, Metazoa, Cnidaria, Anthozoa, Malacalcyonacea, Plexauridae.
UUUGGAUCAGUGGCAAAACACUUUCAAGGCAAGCCUGCAUAUUCAUCAAAGAUUGAAAAACGGACUGAAAAUCUAUUCUCAUGUAAGUUUAUACACUUAACACCCUGCCCUAGUUGGCGAAGCUAAUAAAAACAAAACUGGUUUUUAGUAUCAUUUUAUAUUAAUUUGAUAUUUAGGCGCAUUUUAGAAGAGGUUGAUAUACCGUAAAUUCUCAAGUUCUCCCAGUUUUAAUAUUUUAUGUCAGUUACCCACUAAAGAAUAGUCAGCGAUAUCAAGGGGCAUGUAGUAAAACACUGACUACCGGAACACCGGAACACCGCCGGAACACCGCCGGAACACCGCCGGAACACCACCGGAACACCACCUAACCCUAACCCCAACCCUAACCCCCAAUCCUAACCCUAACCCCAACCCUAACCCCAACCCUAACCCCCAAUCCUAACCCUAACCCCAAACCCUAACACCAAACAAAAUGGUGGUGUUCCGGUGGUGUUCCGGUGUUCCGGUAGUCAGUGUUUUACUACAUGCCAUAUCAAGGUGACUAAAGUGCGGAAAAUUUUUUUCUUCAUAUAUUUACCAAAAUUUCUGUCGACGGAGGAAGGGGCAGACCAAAAUUUUGGGAACCCACAUUAACACGUUCUUCCUUUGUCUACCAAUGUAAUGCGCGCCGCUCUUUUCUUUAGUCAUUUUUAUUAAGUCAAUUGCCGCCCAAUUUAAGAUUUAAUUAGCUUUGCUAAACUGGUUUAUGUAAUACCUUCUUUAAAUAAAGUCUAUUAUUAUUAUUAUUAUUAAUUUUUUAGUAGAAUCUGCCUGACUUUUACGUACAAACUGCCCGACCAAAAUGUUAUUAAAUAAUAUUACUGCAGAUAUUAAAAAUAAACAUUGCGUCAAUCUCAAAGGAUAUAUAUGUUGGAUAUAUAGAUUCAUGUUUUGCUGUUCAUGAGUUAGGAUCAGCGGUUAGGCCGGUAGGGGUUAGGAUUAGGGUUAUAGCAAUUAUUAAACAACGAGACAUGAUUCAAAAUAACCUCGUUUUCUCACCAAUGCCGUUUCAUAAGAACACGGUAUUAUUGCAUGACAUGACAAGUAGACUAGUGUUCAUAUAGACCACCUGCUUCGUAUGCAAAUUGCCCAACUUUCAAUGGAGGUUUUCAUCUUUUGUCAUUCUUUGUAAUCAGUAUACAUUUUUUGAUUGAAGUUCAAAUGAAUAUGAAUAUGAAAGCAAUACAUGGAAAGGAACAAUCUCAAAAAGAGCACAUACAAACAUGAUAUAGCUUAUGCGCCCCCCGCAUUCCCUCGGGAAUUUGGAUUUUGACGUUUUGUUCAGGUCAAAUUCCCUACAUAUAUUUGUAAUUCCCGUUCAAAUACACCUGCACGUAUUGGGAAAAAUUGGAGUUCAAAUACCCCACCCCAUGUACGAAUUGGAAGCUGCAGCAUUUCGUAAUUUUGGAAUUACAAAGUUUUUCUUUCCUUCAAAAACUCUCUUCAAUCGUUCAAAGCCGUUUUCUUGCUGUCAACCAAGGGCAAAGUUAAUUCCUUUGCACUUGAAUUAAUCCAUUGACGCCAUUUUGGAUUCAGCACACGUGCUUAUAAGAAAAAUUCAAAUUCCCGACCCCCUUAACAAAUUCCCACCUUCCACUAGAAAAAAAGGUCAAAUUCCCGCCUUCUUAAAAUACUAAACAAGCAAAUUCACCAGGUAUGCUGGGGGAGAGGGAUGUCAAGAUUUCGAUUUGAUUCGCGCAUUACAGUUUUGACUCAAACCUAAUUUAAGAAUAGACCGCAAUACACAAGUGGCAUUAGGUUUUCAAAGAACGAGGAAACACAUGCAGUGUCAAUUAUAAUAGAAUAAAAAGAAUAUAAUGCAACACUAAAGUGCUAAAAUGGUAAAUCACUGUUUAUAGAGUGAUUCUUAUCUCGUGACAUAUGUUAAAUAGGGCGUAUCAGCCUAAUAUAGCGAUAAUCAUGUUUGAAAUGUGGGUGGGAGCUUUUAAGCAGAUGCAAUUUUGUGUUAAUAAUCGAGACUAAAGUAUAUACAAUAUAUACGUUGAUACAAGCAAUAACAUUCCCAUGGCCAUGAUGAAGAUUUCUAUAUUGAGAAACUUUAUCAAAAACCUUUAGGCUUUAUUGAAAAUUUGACACUGACUAAAAAUGUGAGUUAGGGACGCACCAUUAGAUUUUUACUAGAAAAGACACUGGUACAAUUAUACAAUAACAUAUAUAAUAAAAAGCAUUGAUCUUUGCUUCUAGAACAAUCAGAUGGAUUACAGCCUGUAGUUAUGUUUAAAAAAUAUAAUAUUUUCAAUCCGCACUCAGUACUUAAAAACUUUACGGGGUUCUCGGGAAUGGCUAUAAUUUGCAUAAACUUUUUUCUGGGCCUUUGUUGUACUCGGAUUCGAAUCAAUUUUGACAUAAUGGCAUCGCCUGUUUUUUUUACACAACCGAAAAAGGUCAAAGACUUUUGACCGGAACGUAUAGUAGUUUCAAGUCCUUUUUUAAUUGGCAGUGUCAAAUUUUUAUCUAAGGUUUUUAGUAAACUUUGGUAUUUACCAAAACAUAUUAAUUAAUAAUAACAUCCACACCCUAUAAAAGUAAUAAAACAGCAGUAUAAUAUUAUAUGGCAUCUUUCUUGUUCAGUUGCAUGUAAGCCAUUCGCCUUAAUAUAUAUGGGUGGGCGUAUAAUAACUACAGUGUCAGUGGGCUUUUACACGGCACCGACAGACUGGGGGGCUUUCGCGUUGGCGUAAAAAAUGCUUUAUAUGCAUGAAAACCGUAAAGUUAGUGCGGAAUAAUGACAUGUAUGUAUAUAUUAGUAUAUAUUUACAAAAAGAAUUAAGAUAUUUACAUCAUGCAUAUAUAUUAUCGGAGAUAUUAUAUAUACAUAAAUUCUUUCAUAUUAUAGUUAAUAAAAAGUUAAUGAACUCUUUCGUUUUGUGAUGAGAAUACGUUAAUAAUUUUCACCAAAUUUGGUCAUAGUGAUCAGCAAGGAAAAGAGUCAUUCACCGUGUAAUCGAUUGACUGCUGGUUGCUAUGAGUUACGUUAAUAAGGUUUUAUUCUGUUUCGAGAUUUGAGGCUUGAGCAAAGGUUUUUUGUGAAGAAAUUGGCAAACAGUAAGCUAACUGCCGAGAGUUGUUUGAAGCCUUGCUGUGAAGAUUCAAGAGCAAUUACACAGAAAUAUUGA